GUGAUAAUGGAAGCUCGCGGUUCCGAUUUCCACUUACGAAACGACUACUUUUUCCGAUCGUACUAUUAAGAAAGUAAUAGAAAACGUAAUGUUUGGUAUCUGUGUUAUUCAAGCAUGUCCUUGUAUCCAACGAUAAGUAAGACGAUCGUUCGCUUUGGCCUAACAAAAUAUAAAGUUCGUGAGAUUUUAUUCGAGAUCAUUAAGGUUUUAACACGUAGUAUCACGGCGUGAUGCUGCCAUCUGCCGGCAAAGAGUCUAAACAACACCGAGAAAACCGAAUUUGGCGCGUAAAAUAUUUAUGAAAGAGGAACCAACGAAUUCCGUAGGACCAAGUAGGACGUAGGUCGUUCAAAUGACAAAUUAUUUCCCAAUGUUGGUACAACUGGAAAUUCAACGAUAGAAAAUGACGUUGGUCAUCCUUCCGGAUUCGAUCGCUCUUUCAGUAUAACAAGAUGGCUGAUCAGAGUGAACGUGCGUUUCAGAAGCAACCCACGAUCUUUCUUAACCGUAAGAAAGGUCUGGGCCCAAAAAGGAGGAAGCCAAUGCGGUAUAGCCGCAAUGUAGGUCUUGGCUUCAAAACACCACGUGAAGCUCUGGAAGGCACUUACAUUGACAAAAAAUGUCCAUUUACUGGUAACAUUUCUAUUAGAGGACGCAUUCUCACUGGUGUAGUACAAAAGAUGAAAAUGCAAAGGACUAUUGUCAUACGUAGGGAUUACCUUCAUUAUAUUCGAAAAUAUAACCGUUUUGAAAAACGUCAUCGUAACAUGAGUGUUCAUCUGAGCCCUUGCUUCAGAGAUGUUGAAAUUGGUGAUGUCGUAACGAUUGGAGAAUGCAGACCUCUCAGUAAGACAGUCAGAUUUAAUGUUCUGAAGGUUUCUAAAGGAACAGGAUCUAAGAAAAGUUUCAAGAAAUUCUAAGAUUAUAAAAUUCAUAAGCUAUGGAGAGGUUGACAUUGACAGGAACAGAAGAGGAAAGAGAAAUUACCAUCUUCGUUUGUAUCUUAUAAUGUUACAAAUUAAUAAAUAAAAACAUUUCUAUACAAGA
Bombus terrestris (buff-tailed bumblebee) is the source of this 1047-nucleotide messenger RNA. It is a transcript of the gene RpS11, whose product is annotated as 40S ribosomal protein S11. Gene Ontology annotation, molecular function: structural constituent of ribosome. NCBI's taxonomy places the organism in Eukaryota, Metazoa, Arthropoda, Insecta, Hymenoptera, Apidae. Gene Ontology annotation, cellular component: ribosome; cytosolic small ribosomal subunit. Gene Ontology annotation, biological process: translation. The record is from RefSeq and is a predicted model, not a curated record. The transcript is spliced from 7 exons. The coding region runs from base 453 to 920 and encodes 155 amino acids.